AUGGUUCCGUCGUUGAUUGCGGCGCGCUCUGCGCGAACCGUCAUACCCAAUGCCGCUCCAAAGCGUCUCCUCUCCGACAUUGCGAUCACUAGAACUGGCAAGCCAAUCAUUCGCACUGAGGGUGGAAGAUCCUCUCUUGGAGGUCAUACUGCAACGGUUUUUGGCGCAACGGGUCAACUCGGUCGAUACAUUGUGAACAGACUCGCCCGACAAGGAUGUACUGUUGUCAUUCCCUUUCGCGAGGAGAUGACGAAACGCCAUCUCAAAGUGACGGGAGACCUCGGCCGAAUUGUGUUCAUCGAAUACGAUCUACGCAACACAGCUUCCAUUGAAGCCAGUGUUCGCCACUCCGAUGUCGUCUACAACCUUGUCGGCCGCGACUAUCCUACCAAGAAUUUCUCCCUCGCCGAUGUCCAUGUCGAAGGAACCGAACGCAUUGUCGACGCAGUCGCGAAGUAUGAUGUCGAUCGUUAUAUCCAUGUGUCUUCCCACAACGCCAACACUGCAUCGCCGUCCGAGUUCUUCGCUACAAAGGGACGCGGUGAGGAAGUUGCCCGAAGCAUCUUCCCGGAAACUACUCUCGUUCGCCCUGCUCCGAUAUUUGGCUUCGAGGACAACCUACUUCUGAAACUGGCUUCUGUGCUGAACCUUUUCACGGCCAACAACAUGCAGGAGAAGUUUUGGCCCGUUCACUCAAUCGACGUCGGUGCCGCUCUGGAAAAGAUGCUGUAUGAUGACUCUACUGCCGGUCAAACUUUCGAACUCUGCGGCCCCAAGCAGUACAGCAUGGCGCAAAUCGCCGAAAUGGUUGACAAAGAGAUUUUCAAGCAAAGAAGGCACAUCAAUGUUCCGAGGGCUGUUCUCAAGCCUGUUGCCGGUGUUCUCAACAAGGCCCUUUGGUGGCACACGAUGUCGGCUGACGAGGUGGAGCGGGAGUUCAUCGACCAAAUCAUUGAUCCCGAGGCCAAGACGUUCAAGGAUCUCGGCAUUGAGCCCGGUGACAUUGCCAACUUCACCUAUCAUUACUUGCAAGGAUUCCGUAGCCAGAACUACUACGAUCUCCCCCCAGCCACGGAGAAGGAGAAGCGUGAAGACAAGAAGUACAUUCAUGUCUUGGAUGAGUUGUAA
This is a messenger RNA of Cordyceps fumosorosea ARSEF 2679, 1128 nucleotides long. Its product is annotated as NAD(P)-binding domain protein. The transcript has 9 exons. The record is from RefSeq and is a predicted model, not a curated record. Gene Ontology annotation, molecular function: protein-containing complex binding. Gene Ontology annotation, cellular component: mitochondrion. The coding region runs from base 1 to 1128 and encodes 375 amino acids. NCBI's taxonomy places the organism in Eukaryota, Fungi, Ascomycota, Sordariomycetes, Hypocreales, Cordycipitaceae.